GAGGGAGAAAAGAUUUACAGACAGCACAAGGCUUUGGAGAUUUAACGAGCUAGUGAAUGAAGUGUACUCACAGUCAGGGCCACAGAUUCUGCUUUUGCACUCUAUUGUUGCCAUCUCCGCUUUCUUACAGGAAUACUGUCAAGGAAUUGUGAUGUCUUGUAAUUUAGUUCUCCGAUUUUUAAAAAAAAAGUAAGCUACAUUUAUCUACAGAGAUGGACAGUCCUGUUCAUUCUGCGAGAGCCGCAUGUUGGAUAUGUGUGUUUGGGCCAUGUUUCAUUGAUCCAAGUAGUUGAUUUUUCCUCGGAGACCCGUGGCAGUUGGAUCCAAGUAGUCCAGGGACAACUGUUCCUAGAAGAGUACCCGAGGGAGCCUACAUUCCUUGCUUUAAUUCAUCCUGUACACACGUCUGCUGUGGGCCUUUCAAGGGAGGAGUUACGUGGUUAAGACGAAAACAUUUAUCUUUCAUGCCGAUAUACAAGAAUUCAGAUGGGAUUAGAGUCAAGAUGGAGUUCCAGCACCACUUUAGCUAUCUUCACUAACAGGAUGCCUAGUUGUUGCUUGGUCUGCUGGGCCAUGUUAACCAUGGCAGCAAUUGUUCUAGCACGGCCACAGAUUAAACCUGCUGAUGGUGUGCCAGAAGCAGAGGAGCCUUCAUCAAUCUACCAAAUCUCUCAGCCUGAAGUGUACACAGCGCAUCCAGGAGAUUUGCUUCAAAUGCAAUGUCCUUUGAAAGAGGAUGUACAGAACAUCAUUUGGACUAAAGUUGGGCAACAAAUAGGGCACAACAAUAAGACUUAUAUUAUCAGAGAGUACUUACAAAUUAGUGAUGCCACACAUGAGGAUUCGGGCCUCUAUGCUUGUACCACAAAUAGACCAGUAGGCAGUGGUACUGUAUACUUCAUUGUAAACAUUACAGAUGCCAUUUCCUCAGGGGACGAUGAAGAGGAUAGUGAUGGGUCAGAAGAGACAACCAUUGAUGGUAACAAGAUAAGUCCCCCAUACUGGACUCAGCCUAAUAAAAUGGAAAAGAGAUUGCACGCUGUGCCAGCAGCCAACACCGUGAAGUUUCGCUGCCCAGCAGCAGGGAACCCAAAACCAACAAUGCGAUGGUUAAAAAAUGGCCGUGAGUUCAAACCUGAAUAUCGAAUGGGUUCAUAUAAGAUUCGACCUCCACACUGGAGUCUUAUUAUGGAAAGCGCUGUUCCAUCCGAUAAGGGCAAUUAUACAUGUGUGAUAGAAAAUGCUCAUGGAUCCAUAAAUCAUACAUAUCAUUUAGAUGUAGUAGAGCGAUCACCACACAGGCCUAUUCUUCAAGCAGGAUUGCCUGCUAACAAAACAGCAUUGGUGGGAAGUGAUGUGGAAUUUGUAUGCAAAGUAUUCAGUGAUGCCCAGCCCCAUAUUCAAUGGCUAAAGCAUGUUGAGAAGAAUGGAAGUAGAUACGGUCCAGAUGGAGUUCCUUACGUCAAUGUCUUAAAGCAUUCGGGAAUAAAUAGUUCCAAUGCAGAAGUGCUGAAUCUGUACAAUGUGACUGAAGCGGACAGUGGCGAAUAUAUAUGUAAGGUCUCCAAUUAUAUUGGAGCAGUCAAUCAGUCUGCUUGGCUCACUGUUGCUCAAUUCUCCCCAAAAGUUCCUGAAGACAAGCCAAAGGGGUUGACCUCUCCUGACUAUCUGGAAAUAGUUAUCUAUUGCAUUGGUGUUUUUGUAAUCGCGUGCAUGGUGCUGACGGUUGUUAUUUGCCGCAUGAGGAGCACAGCCAAGAAGCCAGAUUUCAGUGCCCAGCCAACAGUGCACAAGCUGACCAAAAGCAUCCCUCUGCGCAGACAGGUAACAGUUUCAGCAGAUUCCAGCUCCUCCAUGAAUUCAAACACUCCCCUGGUAAGGAUCACGACCCGACUCUCAUCUGCAGAUGCGCCAGUGCUGGCAGGAGUUUCAGAAUACGAACUCCCAGAAGACCCAAAGUGGGAAUUCUCACGAGACAAACUGACGCUCGGUAAACCCCUUGGGGAAGGCUGCUUUGGACAAGUUGUAAUGGCAGAGGCUGUAGGAGUUGACAAAGAUAAACCAAAAGAAGCCAUGACUGUGGCUGUAAAGAUGCUGAAAGAUGAUGCCACAGAAAAGGAUCUCUCAGAUCUUGUUUCUGAGAUGGAAAUGAUGAAAAUGAUUGGAAAGCAUAAGAACAUCAUCAAUCUGCUAGGUGCAUGCACACAAGACGGCCCCUUGUAUGUAAUUGUUGAAUUCACAGCCAAAGGCAACCUGCGCGAGUAUCUGCGUGCACGGCGUCCGCCUGGUAUGGAAUAUACAUUUGACAUAAACCGUGUGUCUAAUGAACAGUUAACAUUCAAAGACCUGGUAUCAUGUACUUACCAAGUGGCAAGGGGCAUGGAGUACUUGGCUUCGCAAAAGUGUAUUCAUCGAGACUUGGCAGCCAGAAAUGUUCUUGUUACAGAAAAUAAUGUCAUGAAAAUAGCAGACUUUGGGCUGGCUCGAGAUGUCCACAAUAUUGACUACUACAAAAAGACAACAAAUGGUCGACUGCCAGUUAAAUGGAUGGCUCCUGAAGCUCUCUUUGACAGAGUCUACACACACCAGAGUGAUGUAUGGUCGUUUGGAGUAUUGAUGUGGGAAAUUUUUACAUUGGGCGGAUCUCCAUAUCCAGGUAUUCCAGUUGAAGAACUUUUUAAGCUUCUGAAGGAAGGUCACAGGAUGGACAAACCAGCUAAUUGUACAAAUGACCUGUACAUGAUGAUGCGUGAUUGCUGGCAUGCAAUCCCUUCACAGCGACCAACUUUUAAACAAUUGGUUGAAGAUUUGGACCGAAUUCUCGGUUUAACAUCCAAUGCGGAAUAUUUGGAUCUUUCUGCACCAUUAGAACAGUAUUCACCCAGUUAUCCUGGAACUAGAAGUUCCUGCUCAUCAGGAGAUGACUCUGUGUUCUCUGACCCCAUGCCCAGCGAUCCGUGUCUUUCAAAAUGUCAACCACAUAUGAAUGGUACCAUUACGACAUGAAUGAAAAAACCAUUUCUUACAAAACUAACAUUUAAACAUCGUCUUCCCUGUUUUACUUAUCUUCAAGCAACUUGGGCACCAGAAUAGAGUGUUGGUUGGAUAUGGUUAUAAUGAAAACGAGGAUUGUAGUAGGCUGUUCUAGAAGAAAUGUUCUGCUAUAUAUGGUAUAUUUUGUUGAAAUGGAGACAAGAUAAGUAUUACCAGCAAAAUUUCAUUUUUGGUGACCUGGCCAAUUUAUGUUCCAUCAAAAGCUGUCUCGUUGGACUUUGGGCAAGGCUUGAAGUUGGAAGUUCUGCCUAGAUUGUUAAUUUUGUAAUAUUGGAAAAGUUAUCCAGCAUGAAACUUCAGUCUGCUGGCUAUAUUUGUAAAUAUAUCCAAAUAUGUAUAAAUAUAUUUUAUAUAUAUAUUAUUAUAUAUAUAUUUACAGUGAACUAUUUUUUGUAUGGAUAAAAAGGUGAUUCUAUUGCAACCAGAAAAUGAAAGCAACUUUUGUUAAAUAACUAAAUGCGCUUGAAAACUGUUUCUGCAGCAAUUCCUAGCACUUCUGUUAUGCAACAUUUUCAAGACACUAAGUUAUUCUUUUCAGGGAAUAAUUUAUUUAACUGGUGUUUAUAAACAAUUAAAACAAUUAAUCUUCAAAUUUCUUGUAUUAUGUGCAACUUUUGCUAGAUGGAAAAUGGAUUGAAUUCUAAAACAUGAUGGAAUGGGUGUUAUAAGAACCUUGUCUACAUAGCAGAGUUUGUCCAGAAAACUAGCUUUGAUAUAAAGCAGCAAAAAGAGUUUCACUUAAGGUUUUGCACAGAGAGAAUGUGUCAUACUGAUUGUUCCUUCCGAAUCUGGCCAUCUACUGCAAUUCAGUGUUUGCUGAUGGGCAAAUUGCAGCGAUCCAUGAAGAAAAUUAUCUACAAUGGUAUAAUUUGGGAUCCAAAGGUUUUGAUUUUCCUCAGCUGUGAUAAGGAGGGGUAGAGGGGAGGAAAGUUGGCGGUGUGGGGUAUAGGUGGUGGAGAUAGGGCCAGAAUGACUGACUGCCGCAUCUUUUCUGGAGCAUGAUUUAAUCUUUUCAUCAGCCUUUUCGUUAUCUACUCUCAUAAUAUUAAGUGGGAUUUACAGGGUACAGGGCAGGGUGGUAGGUGUGAGUUGAGGAAUUGGCUGGUGAAGAUUUGAACAGCUCAGAUUUCACGCUCACUUUUACAUCCAAGUUUCUCCUCCUUCCCUAUGGAUCUUAGAGAUUGAUGGCAAACUGCCAAAAUUCUUCAUUGGAAGAGGAGAGCCCAGUACAACAUGGCUCAGAUUCCAUUCCUGUUCCAAAGACUUAAUUAAUAUCUUCCUUUUAUCCCGGGUAUUCUGUUCUUGAUAUGCCCCCAUGGCCAGCUGCAGCGCGGUCGGGAUUCUGCUGUCAGACUUCAGUCCUCUGUGGGCAAUGGAUCUGGCCAGAGUCAGUGCUACAUUAGAAGGGACUAUGAUGGUCCCUUCUAAUAAAUGGGUUAAGGGUUAUGAACGACCUAAAAGUUAUUCAGUUCCACACAUUGAAUAAGAUAAAUUCUGCAAAGUUUCAUGUGUUACUCAAUCAAUUGCAAGUUAUAUCAUAGAAAUAUGUAAACUUGAUACAAAUUAUUACCAUUUCCCAUACUUAAAGUGAAAAUUAUUGUAACUUAAUCGUGCAAAAAUACCUUCUCUAGAUAUAGGUAAUAUGACUUUCACCAUUCCGUUUCCCAAAAUAUAGAAUGUUAAUUGAAUGUUAAUUGGUUUUGAAGAUGUGAUACUAGUGUGCUCAAGCUGUGUGAACAGAAGAAUUUAACUAUUUGUUAACUGAAACAGUGCUUAAAGCUUCAUCUGAAACUCUGCCAAGUACGAAAUUCAGUGGCUGCUGUGCAUAAGUGUUGUUGUAAACUUAAAAAUUGGCAAAUAUUUUGAACAGGUGAGAAUAGUUUCUAAAGCUGAUAUUGCUUUGGCAUUAUUUUGCGGUAAAUUUAAUCUCUUGUGUUUAAAUGUGAUUGAGCUCUGGUUAGCCAAUUAUCAUUAUACUGUGUUUCCAGGGAAUAAGGUGCACAAUAUAUACAUGAAUGUUAAGGGACCAUUUCAGUGCCCUAAACAAAUCACUUUAUUUUCAGUAUUAUAAUUUCCUAUUCACUGAUUAUAUUGUGUCAGGAGUGUGUUUUCGUUUUAUUACCUCCAACAGUGAGUUUUUCUGCCAAAGCCAAAAUGACCAGUGAAGUGGGGAUAUCUUUACAGAUCUUCACAAUAUUAUAUAGAACACAGCUCAGAAGGCCAAACAUAACUUUCUCUGUACUAGUGCUGAAUUUGCAGCCUAUCCUAGCUGAAACUCCAACAUAACAGGGAGGGGUAUGGUCAAUGUUUAGGUAGGAGGGAUUAGUGUCUGGGUGUUUUUGAUUUGCUUUUUAGCUGGUUUGGCACAGCAUCCUAUGCUGUACUGUUCUAAUAUCAAAAAUUUUACAUUUCUGAUCUUGCUAUCUUGUAGCAAAAUGACAUCAUCCUGAAAUGAGAGUAGUUGAUAACUAUGGGAAGCAAUGAAAGACCAGAUUUCUGAAGUUGGAAAGUUAAGAUCCAGAACAAACCUCAUCCAUUGGAUCUGUCAGACUAGUGCUUCAGAAAAUACAUUUAUUCCUUUCUGGCUUUGAAAUUGAUCUGAAGUCAGUGGUGUUGGAUUUUUUCAUGCAUAGUGUAGCUUGUUCAGUUUCCUUUUUAUUUGCUUUUAAACACCUUCUAUAGUAUGUCACUGGUGGGCCAGAGUUGCUGUCAACCUGUUUCAAAAUCAAUAAUUUAAAAGUGCACUUUAGCAAAGAAAACCAAACAGCUUCCAAAAAUUAGAUUACCAAAAUGAUAGGUGUGGUCACUUAGAUUGAAUGUGAGCUGGUCAAGAAAAUAUCCAGCAUGUUUGGCAAUAAAAGCACACUACAGAAAUGUAACCAACUUACAGUGAUGAAUACUAACUUGUAUGUCUUUUAAAAUUUAAUGUAAGAAUGGAAUAGGAAAGAGAAGCACACACUGAGGUUUAUUUGUCCAAUUUAACAUAAGUGAAGUAAUUAGGUGUUGUAUUAUAUUGUGAUGGCAGGAAAACUAGCAAGACCAAUAUUUAGUAUAGCUGCUUUGCUUUGGUGAGAAGGUGCUUAAUUCAUUCUUAUCUACAUUCCACUACUUUGUAUAUUUGUAUAAGGCAAAUGUCAUCCUCUGUGUCAUAAAGUUGAAAUUUGUGCAUGAAUUUCAUAACACAAUAUACAACUAAUUUAUUAAUUUUUUACAAAAGAAGUUCUAUUUUGUUGUUACAGUUUUCAGAUACCUAAGAGCCUAGUUAAGGCUAUAAAUGAUUUGUUUAUAUGAAAGAUUUGCUUAUAUAUUAUUCUUAAAUACUGCUGGACACAUUAUUAAGCAAAAGAAAAUGUAACCAAAACUUAGUUUAAUUUUCCUUUAAAUGUCAAAGGAAUUCCCUUUUAAUUUAAAUGUUAAUAUUUCCCUGACAUGUCUUGUAAAGUUGUUGAUGCUGAUUAUUUGAGAGGCAAUAAAAUAUUCCAAGCCCACCAUAAAAUGUCCGCUUCUGCAUGAAUCCUAUGCUGCCACCUGUA
This is a messenger RNA of Mobula hypostoma (lesser devil ray), 6587 nucleotides long. Its product is annotated as fibroblast growth factor receptor 2-like. Gene Ontology annotation, molecular function: fibroblast growth factor receptor activity; ATP binding; fibroblast growth factor binding. The record is from RefSeq and is a predicted model, not a curated record. Gene Ontology annotation, biological process: positive regulation of kinase activity; protein phosphorylation; fibroblast growth factor receptor signaling pathway. The coding region runs from base 487 to 3006 and encodes 839 amino acids. The transcript is spliced from 18 exons. Gene Ontology annotation, cellular component: signaling receptor complex; plasma membrane. NCBI's taxonomy places the organism in Eukaryota, Metazoa, Chordata, Chondrichthyes, Myliobatiformes, Myliobatidae.